UAUAUACAUGAAGAUAUAUAUAUAUAUGUGUUCAGUAGUAUAUAUUGACGCAUCGUCGCGACGCAAGGGCAGGGUCGUCGGCAGACGACAGAGUUAGUACGCCCGCGGCGUCGACAGAACAUUGAUGUUGAUUAUUGUAGAAUAGAGAUCUUUUUACCAGUAGUAAAAGCACAUUUAUUAAAAAAAAAAACUUGUAAUAAUUAUAUUCUACUAUAUUUUGAAUAUUACUACUUUUUUUGAAAUAUAAUACUUAUAUUUGUGACAUACGUCCGACAAAAGCAUCAAAAAAUUUGUGAAAUUUACCGAGUAAAGCAAUAAUAUUAAAACUCCAUAUUUUAAUCUGUGAUUUUUCUAUACGAUUCAAUUGUAACUUAUUUGAGAUUGCCGUCUUAUUUUUUACAACACUAAGACUAUUAAAAUCUUUACUGCGUAGUUUUUAUAAACUUUCAAAGUAAAUGAUAAUAAAAGUUACUGUAAAUUAAAAAAUAAUUAUAUUUAUCGAAAAUUUUUAAAAUAAAAUUAAUACGUGAUAAAUAAUAUUAAAUAUUGUAUUCAUUUUCGGGAUAUUAACGAUAUAAUAGUACAAUAUAGACACGUGCACUGAUAAAAGAUGGGAUGCAACACGAGUAAAGAGAAUGUUCAACCGGUAGCCGAGGAGGGAAAAGAGGAUGUCAAGAAUGGCGAUAUUCCUAAAUCUGCGACAAGUAAUCCUGCUGAUACAGAACCAGACAAAGUCAUUAACGAUACAGAAAAAGAGUCAGCAAACGUAACUGACAAGGAAAAGGAAGAAGCAGCAGCAGUGAGGAUACAAGCAGCGUUCCGUGGCCAUCAAACAAGAAAGAGUAUGAAAGGAGCAGAAACUACAUCGCAGAAAGGAACUCGGUCGGAAGAAAGCGACCCUUCUAAAGCUCAACUUGAAGAAGAAUUUCGAGCAGACGACGUUGAUUUGUGUAACGCCGCCACGAAAAUUCAAGCUUCUUUUCGUGGUCACAUGUCUAGAAAGGAGCAAGCUAUUACAUCAGCUGUGAAAGCUGCUGAAGAUGUCAUUGAAGAUGCAGCAUCAAAAAUUAAAGAAAAGGUAGAUGAUGCUGCUAGUGAGCUGCAAGGAAUUGAUCUGUCUGAUCCGGAUCUGCACAAAGCUGCAACGAAAAUUCAAGCAAGCUUCCGAGGCCACAAAGUUCGCCAAGAGGUAACCAUAUCAGGGACUGAAAACAAAAAUUAAAAUAAAAUGGCACAAACAAACAACGUGGGAAGUAGUAGAGUUCUACUGCAUGUACAAUCCAUACUCCUAUGUAGGAGUCACAUGAAAUCGAUGGAGCUAAGAUAUUGUUUUGUCUCACUAUAAAAACCUCGUUACUUUACCACUGUUCAAUAAUAGUGUAAAUGAGGUUCUUUUGUUGUAUAAGAUGAUGGUAAAUACCUCACUGUGAACACCGAAAGUUGCUAAUUAUUCCGCCUAAAUUGAAUUAAGGCAGAAUGUAUGGUCACUAUAAAUUUUCAUUUUCACGAAAUUGUCUUUAAACAAGAUUGAUUCCAUAACGUGAUUAUAAUCUAUCAUUCUACAUUUAUACAUGCUACUAUACUAUAUUGUUCACUUAUUUUGCCAUUGAGGAACCAAAAACUCAUAUAAUUUUCAAUAAUAUAUAUUAAUGAAAUUUUUUAAUAAAUGAAUACAAUUAUUAAAAUAAUUGACAGUCCAUAGUUAUUCGAUAUUGGUAACAAAAAAUAUUCAUAUUAAUAACCAACACACAUUGUCUGAAGGAUGCUUUGAAAAUAGUCGCAUUUUGAAAUUGUGAUCAUUAUUGUUGGGUGCAAUUUAUAUUGUUGUGUAUGUGCAACAAUUUUUAGAAACAAAAAAAACAAAUAUUAUUUAAAGAAUACAAAUUUCGGAUUCCCUUAUUUUUUGCACAAUACAAUAUGAAAAGUAUUUUAAACUUAUACAUUUAUUAAACAUUGUAAUCUGAAAAUAACCUUUUAAAAUAUGAUCUAAUUGACUGGGUGCAUCAACUUGGCGAAAAAUUAAUUACGCAAUAUCAUAAGUUUAAUGUACAAUUAUGAUAGUCAAUGGAAAACAACAACAAAAAUAAUAUAAAACCGGUAAAAAAAAAAUUUUCUUUCGGUGCUAAUAGCCAUUAAUUUCCAUUUAAAAAACAAGGUUUUUAGCAGGCCUAAGAACUUGAAGGUAAUAAUUUAUUCUAUGAACCAAUGAAUUGUUUGAAGAUAGUCUUAUGUUAUUUUUAAUUGUUAUUUUAAUCAUGCACCUCGUUUUUAAGUGGAACUACAUUUAUUAUUAUUUUAUAUUACUCUAAAACAGUGUGAAAGUCAAUUCUCUUACAUGUGACUCUAAUAAUUAUCCUUAUGAAAUAUGCUUUAUAAUAGAUAUUUAAAAAAUAUCUUACUCUAAAUUCAACCUACCUGAAAAUACCACUUUCAAUUAUAAAUAAUACAUUUUUGUAUAUAAAGUUAUAUAAAAUAAAUUCAAUCAUCCUGGGUGUUGAAUAUAAAUCUAUCAAUUUUAUUACUUUUCAACUUAAAAUUCUACUUAAAGCAACGAAUAGACAUUAUAAAUAAAAUUCAAUCAUCAUGUUUAUUGAAAUACAUUAUUAAAAGUGUAAUGAAAUUGGUAUUUUCAGUAGUAUUUUUGAAUGAAUACGCAAAAAAAUUAGAUGAUUACCUGUAAUUAUGCUUCUCACCCAAUCUACAACGUAAAUAAAAACAACAAUCUAGGUAAAUUAUUAUUAUUUAAGCAAAACAACAUACUGUGUAUGUAAUUUAUUCGUUAUAAAUAAAUAUCUG
Messenger RNA from Chelonus insularis, 2796 nucleotides. It is a transcript of the gene igl, whose product is annotated as cilia- and flagella-associated protein 91. The record is from RefSeq and is a predicted model, not a curated record. Gene Ontology annotation, molecular function: protein binding. NCBI's taxonomy places the organism in Eukaryota, Metazoa, Arthropoda, Insecta, Hymenoptera, Braconidae. The coding region runs from base 611 to 1222 and encodes 203 amino acids. The transcript is spliced from 4 exons.